ACUUGUAAACAAUCGUGCAGAACUUUUCAAGAUGGUCUGUGAAGUCAAUGAAACUGAUGUAAAGAUAGGCAUACCUGCUGUCAUGCUCCCACAAGAUGCUGGCACAAGCUUGGAAAAAAGUAUAAUGAACAACUUAAGUGUUACAGUGCAGCUAUACUCUCCAAAGCGCCCACCAGUCGACAUAGCUGAAGUGUUUCUGUGGCUUAUGGCUGUUGGUACUAUCUUAUGUGCUUCUUAUUGGUCUGCAUGGAGUGCCAAAGAAGCAGCCAUUGAGCAAGACAAACUCCUAAAGGAUGCUUCGGAUGAAGUUUUAAGCACGGAGGCCACUGGUUCUAGCGGUGUGGUCGACAUCAGCACAACUUCAGCAAUCCUCUUUGUUGUGAUUGCUUCGUGUUUCUUGGUCAUGCUUUACAAACUAAUGUCACUCUGGUUUAUUGAGAUCCUGGUUGUUCUGUUUGCCAUUGGAGGGGCAGAGGGUUUACAAACCUGUUUGGUGGCCUUGUUAUCAAGUUUCAGAUGGUUUGAGCAUGCUGCAGAAUCAUUUGUUAAAGUACCCUUCCUUGGAGCUGUCUCAUAUCUGACGUUAGCUGUCUCUCCAUUCUGCAUAGCAUUUGCUGUUGUUUGGGCAGUUCUUCGCCGUGACUCCUGUGCUUGGAUAGGACAAGAUAUCCUUGGUAUUGCUUUGAUAAUCACAGUUCUCCAGAUUAUACGUGUUCCUAACCUGAAGGUCGGAACAGUUCUUCUCAGUUGUGCUUUCUUGUAUGACAUCUUUUGGGUGUUUGUUUCUAAAUGGUGGUUCCAUGAGAGUGUGAUGAUUGUGGUUGCUCGUGGUGAUAAGAGUGGAGAAGAUGGCAUACCAAUGCUGCUAAAGAUCCCACGGAUGUUUGAUCCGUGGGGUGGCUACAGCAUCAUUGGAUUCGGUGACAUUAUCUUGCCAGGACUGCUUGUAGCAUUUUCACUAAGGUAUGAUUGGCUGUCAAAGAAGAAUCUUCGGGCUGGAUAUUUCUUAUGGGCAAUGAUUGCUUAUGGGUUAGGUCUUCUCAUCACAUAUGUGGCUCUGAACUUAAUGGAUGGACAUGGCCAACCAGCUCUACUUUACAUUGUUCCUUUCACUCUAGGUACCUUUGUGACAUUGGGAAGAAAGAGAGGAGAUCUGAAGAAUCUGUGGACAAGAGGAGAACCGCAAAGACCUUGUCCUCACAUCCAACUACAAUCCUCCCAAUAAUUAAACACUCCACCAACAACAACCACUUGUAUAACACCCCAUCUCUCUCUGUUUCUCUCUCUCUCAGUGGUUGAAAUUAUAUAAUGUUGUAGCUAUUUUAGUUCAAUACCCUUUUUCUGUUAGGGUCAGAAGAAGUGAAAGCAAAAGCAAUAUAUUUAUAUACCUUCAUAUCUAUGCAAUAUAGGCUUGUUUAGCAGACCUUUCCCUUCUCAAUUAGUUAGGGCUGUAGCAGUCUCCUUUGAAGAAACCAACCAGAAUAAUGCUAUAUGUACCAAUUAGUAUACUAACUAGUGUACUAAUUGAUGAUAUGGUAUAAUUUAAGUUGUUUUUGGGAUUUGUAAUGUAAUUAAUGAGUGGGGUCAAUAAUAAUGUCAUAAUUAGUGUUGGCAUACUAGUUAGUACACCAAUUGGUGCAUGUAGCACUACUGAACCAACCAUGUCUGGAUUUUCUGUGUGCAGUAUAUAUAUACACAACAAUCCAUCAGCAGGGUGCUGGGAUAGAGCAUUGGCAUAGAUUUCUGUUUUGUUUUGCUCUGCUUUUACUUCCUGAGAAUGUGACUUUUAGGCUCUGUUAUUUCAAGUAAUAUUCAAAAUA
This is a messenger RNA of Camellia sinensis, 1820 nucleotides long. The record is from RefSeq and is a predicted model, not a curated record. NCBI's taxonomy places the organism in Eukaryota, Viridiplantae, Streptophyta, Magnoliopsida, Ericales, Theaceae.